GAAUAAAAUGUUUUAAUCCCGAAGAAUUAGUAAAGCCACGUUUUGAUUGACGAAGGCGUCCGUUUUUAGCGGCCUGGCCCCUUCUGGAUCCGCUUCCUCUUGGAGAUCCCCCCUCCGCUGAGAGGCGCAGUGUCUGCGCGUCGGUAGGCACUGUCAUCCAUCCUGACAACCCGGGUUUUUUUCUCUCUUGGAGAGGAGAAGUUGGCAGAGGGAUGUUCCGGCGGUGAUGGCGCUGCAGCUGAGGGAUGCAACAGCGUUUUAUCAGAGCGCAGAAUACUACAGAAACUACACGUCGCCUCCUGUCAGCUACGGUGACAGCAGCCAUUAUCUUGCGCGCCUGCCAGGUCCAGAAACCAUGCUGAAACAUCCUCUAAGGCUCUUCAGCCAUCCCCAGCAGCCGCUCCAUUACAUCGACUCUCUCCGCCAUUUGGGACCUCCAACUAUGGCGCCUACACAGCCUCUUGGCCCGCCACCUAUUGCCCCUACUCAAACAAUUGGACCCCCAACUCUGGCACCCACCCAGAGUCUUGGCCCUCCUCACAUAACGGCUGCCCAUACAUUAAGGCCUCCGUCCAUUACCCCACCACACACCUUAGCCCCACCUCCGAUGCCUCCAGCUCAGCCACUGGGCCCUCCACCAAUGGCACACACUUUAAGACCCUCACCUGUAGAUCCCACACAAGCAAUAAUACCUCCCACUUUGAACCUCACACAGUCACUGGGGGCUCCACGUCUCACCCCCGCCCAAGCACUGGCACCCCCUCCCGUCGUGGCACCUCCAGCCAGAUUUCCCCUGCCUCCUAGUUCUUUGUGCUCAACUCCUGCUCCAGAUCCCGACCCUUCACAGAUGCCCCCAAGGCCCCCAGUACUGGCUCUCAACCCAGUCCCAGUUUCCAGCUACGUCUGCGGUCCUGUUCCCGGUCAGGCCGCACCAGCCAAUGAACAGCCCCAAGAUGAAGGCUCCUCGCUGGGGAUGGAAGAGCACGAGGACUCUCUGGGGCUGGAAGAACUGUGCAAACCACUGUACUGUAAACUCUGCAACGUUACACUAAACUCUCCUCAGCAGGCAAACGCUCACUACCAGGGAAAGAACCACAGUAAGAAAAUAAGAAACUUCUACGCUGGCAGUCAGCAGCCACCAGCCGUUAGGAUCCCAGAAGCGCUGGAAGGAGCUGGUCAGGCUGUAGGAUCAGGAUCUACUGACAGUGAUGCAGGCAAGCAGGCUCUGUAUAAGGGGGCACCCCGGGUCAUCUUGGCCACAGAGAACGACUACUGUAAAUUGUGUGACGCCUCCUUUAGUUCGCUAGCCGUUGCACAGGCUCACUACCAGGGCAAGAACCAUGCCAAGAAGCUGCGACUGGCUGAGGCCCAGCAGAACUCCUCCAGCAUGGAAGGCGGCAAUGACGCAGCAACGAGGAAAAACAGGAAAGAUGGCAGUGAAUACCGUCUGGUGAAAAAUCGCCGCAGCCCACAGCUUUCUGCUGCCAUGCCAGGGCCUUACUACAACCCCAGACCGAGGCAGCGCAUCCCCAGGGACUUGGCCAUGUGCGUGACUCCCAGUGGACAGUUCUACUGCUCCAUGUGCAACUGUGGAGCCGAGCAGGAGACGGACUUCAGGCAGCAUCUGGAGAGCAAACAGCACAAAGCCAAAGUCUCAGAGCUAAGAUAUCGCCAUGAGAUGGAGAACCUUGGCUACAGCUAAGGGGGGAGGGACAAGAGGUGGAUGGUUCAGUCACCAGAGCCAGUGGAUGUAAAAUUUGCCUUAUGACUGAGGGACUUAUUAAGGGUGAAUUUUUACCCUCAAAGAAGCCAUUAAUUCUUGUUUAUUAUGUGGAUCCAACAUGAAAACACAAACAUUUAAAUAUGUAACUGUAGCCCAACGGUAGAUCGAUUUACUUUAACAGUUGCUCUGAUGGACCGUCCAGUUCUACUCUGCUCUAUAUGUGUACUGUACUGACUUCAUUUAGACUUGCUGCUGAAAAUAACUUAUUGAAAAUCAUUUUUUAUCAAAUAGAUAGAAAAAAGUCUCUUCUUGGUACUGAAUGAAACACACAGACUGUUUCUGGUUUACUCUCCUUCAAAUCGCCGUGUUCGUUUCAUUCUGACUCAGGUUUUAAAGGAAGAAAAAAAAGAAAAUCUUGUUUUGAUUUGGAAAUCUGAAGAGGGCUAGUGGUCCACAGGAAGCAUUUGUAGGAAAGGAACUGCAGGAAGGAGUGAGAAUGUAGGGAAAAAAGCAAUCAAAGGACACCUUUUAAAUUUGUUGUGUAUGAAAUGGUGUCGGUACAGGAUCUGCUCGGGUGCAAGAUCGGCUCGGGGUCCUUCGACUGACGAUGACGUCAAAGUAUGGCAAACCCACUCAGACAAAAUACACUACACAUCUUUAUACUGUUGGAAAAUUUAGCAGUUUCGUUAUUAAAAUAAUGUUUCUUAAGACGUAAGUUUGUGUUUAUAAUGGUAUUUGUAAAAUAAAACACUAUUUUGUAUUCAUAAUGUUGAACUCCUCUUUGAGCACAUCCCUUGAAGGAUCAUAGGUAUUAGCAACACCUGUGAAAUUGUAUUUGCAGGAAAGAAGUGUGUCCUGUUUAUUGAAGUAUUUUGUGUUUAGAGUUUUUGACGUCUUGUCCAUGUGUAGUUCAGUUACGCUCAUAGCUGCUAGCCAAAACUCUGUCUUUAAUUAUUUGAUUGAUGGUAGUUUUACUUUCUAUUAGACUCCAAAUGUAAUCAUUUGGCACGUUUCUACUUCAUAAUUUGUAAGAAUGUAAUCUGUGAUAUUAGCAUUAGCAUUCCUAUGGGUUUUUCCAUGUAUAUUAGCAUUGCGCUAACCACUCGCUGCCAAAUUGCAGCCUUUGCGAUUAGAAAAUCUCCUUUUGUCACAUCGCAAUUUAAUUGCACAUGCAGUUAAUCGUUCAGCCCUAAUAUACAUGCAGCUCUGUGCUAAAAGUGUAUUUUCAAAGAGGCAAUGAUGGAACGUGAUAACAACGUAACGUGAUUAUGUAACUUCCGUAAGAUUCAUGUUCAGCCAAUCAUCUACUUUGAUGUCAUCGGCAGUCGACGGACCCCGAGCCGAUCUUGCACCCGAGCAGAUCUUGUACCGACAACGGCACUGCAAGUAUUUUUCUACAGGUCCUGCAUAGCCAAGCAUAUUGACUGAAACCCACACAGAGGAGCUAAUUAAGCAUUUAAAACAUAGCUAAGGCUAAAAAAGAAAGAAAUCCAAAGUACUUCUAGCUAAUUUUAGAAAAAAGACAAAGCACAAUAGACGAAGACUUUAUACUUAUAUAAAUAUUGUUUUAAAGUGCUUGAAAAAAAACUAUACCAGUGUUAAAUGAAACUGUGAGCUUUGGCGAGUAAUUUGGCCACAGGCCUUGGUCAACCAUUUUUUGCAAUUUAGGUGAAUUAGAUCUGAAAAGGUGAUUCUCAUAAUAAAUACUAUAAAUAUUAUGUAAAUAUUACUGAAUCAUAUUACACUUGUACAUAUAAUAUAAUAAAUAGGUUUUGAUUCACGUUAGUCUCUUUAUCUAAUAUAAGAUCUUAUAAUUGUUUUAAUAGUUAUCAGGAAUCCUGCAAAGGGACUUGAGUCUCAGCACAUAUGUUUAGUGUUGCUUUCAGUUGACCCUUCUCACUAUUUUGAAUUACCUCUGGUCCCAUCAGCGUUUAACUGAAAACUGCUUGCUCCCUCAUUAUGUCUGCAUGAGGCAGAAGAGGCUGCCUCUGAAGCGAAACCAUUUCUGAUUCAGGUACGACCUGAAUCAACUAAACAUUUCCACAAGUCCACCUCCACAGUCAAACCCAUUCAACUCCAAAACUUUAAAUUACUUUAAAAAUAGCAAAGCCCAUGGAUAUCUCUAAAUGUUUGCAUUUGUUAUUUGUUUAGUCAACACUGAUUCCCAGAGAAGACAGAAUGACCAGGUCUUGUUGCACUGAUGGACUGAGUUAUUCUAUCAGUGCCAAAACACACCAUUGUACAAAAGGUGAAUUAUGUAAGAAUGAUGUGAGAGUGACAUCCUGUGGUCAAAUGUUGGUACUGCAGUCCAAUUUUCUAAACUGGAAAAAACUUCUGGGUCGCUCCUGUUGACUUGCUUUGGUUCUUUAAACAACUCUGGAGCUUUUUGCCUGCCAGUGUUGAAUUACAAAUGCCGGCACUGCAGCAAAAGCUCGAUGCAGACUUCACAAUCCUGCUUGCUCCAAGAUUGUAACAACGACUAUGUCCCUCUUUAGGCAUGUUGAAAGAGGAAAACCAACAACGAAAAAAUGAAUGCAAGUCAAUGGGGCUAAAAACUCAAUUUUCUAAUUCCACCUGUUAUGUGCUAUGGAUUUCACAUAUGACGUCCGUUAGUUUCAUAGAAGUAUUUUGAUAUCAAGAAAGCGCUAUUUUAGGUUUUGUGUGAAAAUAAGUCCAGAACUAGAAAUGCGCUUCACGAAAGUGACGUCAUCGAACCAGACACGGAGAAAACACAGGGAAAAGGGCUGUAAGUUCAGCAAACUUCAAAUCCUUCCUUCAGAAGGAAAGAACCACCAUAAAACUGGCCAAGUGGUAAGUAGCAGCUAAGCUAAGGGAGAGGAGAUCCUGUGGUGAUGUCACAUAUGGGACGUGCCGAUGUUUUGUUUGUAGUCGUGCUAAUUACCAACUUUUACAAGCUGAUAUAUCUCAAAGUGCAUGGCAUGCAUGGUCGAAACACCCAUCAUUGGUUUUCAUUUAAAUUGCAGUACAACAUAUGUGUGAUCCAGGGCGUAAGGCAAAGCAGAUUAGAAAAUAGCGUUUUUAGCCCCGUUGACUUGCAUUAAUUUUUCCGUUCUUCCGGGGACCCGUGAGCCGACCGGAAAGGGAGGAGACUUAGGCUCUCUAUAAACAUUAGACUGUUGUGUGAUUAUUUCACUGUUUCACAACUCUUACAUAUUGUACCUUUAAUGAAUAAUAUUUUUAAAAUAAUCAAUUACUUAAUUUGUUUGCACACUGAUAUCCAGCCAAGAUGCCUAAGUGGGUCCCAUAUAGAUAUAUAUGGGCAAACCAUAUGGGUGCCAACAGGGUUUGCAUGCGGUUUCCAUGUGAUCCCACCGGGAUUUUCCCACAAAGACUUUAUGUAUGAGUCCUACCAUCUGGGUCCCUCUGAAAACCCAUGCAGGUCUGUUGAAAUUUAUGUGGGCAACCCCCUGUGGAGCCAUCAUGGAAACCAUGGACAAACCCUGUUGGCACCUAUACGGUUUGCCUAUAUAUAUCCAUACGGGGCCCACCUAUGCACGCCGGUUGGGUACAGGUUAAAUUGUAAUAAGACACCCUUUAAUAUUUUUCAUUUACUUAAAACAAUAGUUCUAUUAAAUAUGUGCAUGGGAAGAAAACUGUCAAAAUCGCACCGAUGUGUUGAAAAGUGAAAAAGAAAGCAUCUUUUUGAGUUUGCCGUAGGGAGCGGCGACUGUUCUUUUAUUUGAGCUCAAACGCACACCUGACCACAAGGUACUCAGGAGAAUAAUGCUGUCAGGAAAACACAGUUUGAGGGAUUUCAGCUACGAGGAGGGAAGAGACAAAGAAAGUGUUUAAUCAAAACGGAACAACGAUGAGCUGAUGAAAGCACAGCUGCAACCCAAAGUGUGGGUGAGACACGGCUAGUGAAGGUUUUUUGUUUUUAUGUUCGAGUAGCAAUCUUUUGAAAGCACUCCUCCUAAAAAUAACUCUUUUGUCUCUCCGGAAAGCUCUGGUAGCAUAACUUUUUUAAAAUUUUGUUGACAGAAUCUUGAAUUGAAAAUGAUUUUCACACCCAGUGAAGCUACUGAACAGGCAGCACAGGUUUGGGAAUUAAAAAAAUAAAUAAACUGCAGAGAAAAGGUGGGGAUGAGGGAAUGCUGAAAGUGACAAGCCAAACUCAAACGACAGCUUUCUGAAAACCCUUUGAUUCUGUUUAAAAUGACAUCUGGACCUUCUACUAGAGUAUGUUUUGUCACUAAAACUUAAUUAUUUCAUUUAGAGCUGUCCUUACAGGUUAUAGCCAUAAUAUUAACAUGAGUUAUGUGCAGUUUAACCAAAGACAGAUUUCUUGGACCUUAUGGACACAACGGGCAUUUACAAUAAAAAUACAGAUUAUUUACCUUUUACUGGAUGAGAGACACAAUGUAUAUCACAUGUCACUUGUGUUUAUUUGUUGCAUUGAUUAAAAUAAAAUCCUCAGAUUAUGAGUGAAAUAAAUAUUCUAGCUCUGAUCAAAACCACGGGCCCAGCUCACGGAAAAUGGGUACAAAUAAAAUUUGCAUCAGUGCACAUGCUUCCAACGCAAAUUAUAAUUGAAAGGAAAGGCAAAAAGUAUGAAAUGAUCUAAUAUUCCAUAAGAAAACAACAAAACAAAAAUAAUGGUUGAUUACAUUCAAGGUUCAGGUUAAGCAUGUUUUUACUUCUACGCCUGUGUGUCAUGAAAGAGUGAGUGGAUGUUUAAGGGCAUGUUGAGAUUUUAGAGUUUACACAGGCACAUACACUACUGAUGUAAAUUUAUUGUAUUCACAAAAGAACAAAAACAGUCAUUCUUAAAAAAAAGUACAAGCAAAUGUUUGCACAACUCUUAAUUUUCAUUAUUAAUUUGUCACUAAACUGAUUUAUAAAAGAGCCCCAUGACUAUCAAGUGCUAUUAAAAGAAAGAUUAAUGAGCCUGGAAGAAAAAUAACCACAGUUUGUCGCUAACGAGCUAAAACGCCACAUCAACAAAGUGCUGAUGCUGCUUCGUGGCAGUGAAAUGUAACUGCACUGAAAAACGUCCAGAAAUGUUUCAAACUCUUAGAAUAAAGGAGAAUAUAAAUAAAUCCUCAUGAUUGUAGUUUAUUAGAUGCUUAUGAAAUGUUUUGAUUUGAAUGUUCAUUUUCUGGUUGGAGAGUAAUUAGAAUAGAAGUAUUAAUAUAAAAAAAGUAAUCACUGUUAUUAAAGCUAAACUUUGUGUUUUGUUGGAAAUUGUUGCACCAUUUGAAUUGUUAUUUUAAUGCAUGAGUCCCAAGUUACUAAUGUCUGCUGAGAGGAAGUUUGAUGAUGCUCCUUAAUGAUGUUUUGAUCAACGUUAAAUGAAGAAACACAUUUAAGAGUGACUGCUUGAUAUUUAGUAUCUCGUGUCAGAGUGAGUCCCCGUUGACUCGAUGAUCGCUGGCAUGUGUUGACACCAGAAGAAGGCAGAAAAUUCUCAUUUUCACCGACUUUUAAAAGGGCAUUGGUGUUUGAACAUUUAAGUAUUCUGUUCUGUGUUGUUGGGUUCAAGUGAACACUUUGCUAUCCUUAUAUACCUCUUAGUAUUUUCCAAGAAGUUUGAUCUGUGUAUUAUACUUGUUCAUUUAUCCAUGCACCAUAAUGCUAAACGAAUCUGAUGACUGCAGCUGGGCAACAAUCAGAGGUUAAUUUCAAAAUACGGGCAUCCUUGAAUUUGUUGCCAGAGGUUGAGCCUCAAACAGCUCAAACUUAUUUCAUUUUUGUGUUUUUUAUAUGUUGCCCUGACAAGAAAAUUCUUAAUAUAUCUCCAGUCUUCUAUUUGAGGCAUGUACAAGCCAAGAAAUCUCAAACAAACCGUAGCAGUAGCAAAAGAUGUUGCUCUGCAGAUCCGUCUAGCCACGAUCCAUUGUAGCCUGCGCAGGUCUACCAUUGACCCAAAUUUUAGGCCUGUCCAAUCACAGCAGAGCGUUUUUUAUGAUGAUGGCAGAGCUAUGAUGGAGCAAAACAACAAAAAUGGUGGCGGCUCUGGAACGCCGCUCAUUCGAAACAACUUGCCAUCGGUGCCAUCUCUGUAGUUUUUCUUUGUCGCAGCUCUAGCGUUUAGCUCACCUAACAUAUUUAGAGCGUUGUGAUUGGCAAGACACAAAACUGGUUUGAUGGUAGACCUGCUGAGGCUAGCAGCUAGUUAAAGUUAAAGUCAUCACCACACACUGGUGUGAAUUACAGUCACCACAUCCCUGUGGGGCACGGUGAGCUGCAACUAUUGGGUGGUUUAACCCCCCAAUCCGAUCCUUUAAAGCUGAGUGUCAAGCAGGGAGGCAAAGUCUUUGGGAUGACCAGACUGGGAUUUGAACCCCAAUCUCCCAGUCUCAGGGCGGACACUCCAGCACUAGGCCACUGAGAAGGUCAGCUAAAUUGACCUGCAGAGCAGACCUGCAACCGCAACGGUUGGUCUAGAUUCCUGGCCAGUGAUCAUCAGUAGAAAGACCAUUAACUCCUCGGACCUCUUGAAGUGACCUAGCAGAACCUGUUAGCUUUAGGUUUUUCCCAAAAAUGUGGAAACUUGCAAAAAUAAAUAAAUAAAUAAAUAAAUAAAUAAUGGAGCUGAUAGCCGUUUUACAGAAAGGUAAACAUUAUCUGUUGUAGAUUUUCUGGUAAUAUCCAUUAAUCUAAUCUGAUUCAAAUCUUUUUUUAUUUAUUUAUUGGUAUGCGUGCCCACUAAUUUGACUUUGUAUCCUACUUAUGGAAACAUUAAUCAAAACCAUGCAACAUCAUCAAGCAUGCGUAUCAGAAAUCAGAACCUCCCACCUUUAUUUACACCAGGGGCCCUGGACUUUCUUGCAGCGCCCCUGAAGGACAGCAUACAGCUACUCCUGGGAUCUUUGUACAAACCUCAGCACACUUUUUAGUGCCUCUGAACAACGUAACAAACAAAAUUUUACCGUGUGGAUGGAUGGCUACACAGCCGAUGCUGAUUUCUCUGUAUGUUUGUGCUUUCUGACGGAUGAAUAAACAUGCAGAUGAUAACAAC
Nothobranchius furzeri (turquoise killifish) is the source of this 8705-nucleotide messenger RNA. It is a transcript of the gene zmat3, whose product is annotated as zinc finger, matrin-type 3. Lineage: Eukaryota; Metazoa; Chordata; Actinopteri; Cyprinodontiformes; Nothobranchiidae. The record is from RefSeq and is a predicted model, not a curated record. Gene Ontology annotation, molecular function: zinc ion binding; nucleic acid binding.